Molecule: messenger RNA, 694 nt
Organism: Alternaria alternata
Lineage: Eukaryota; Fungi; Ascomycota; Dothideomycetes; Pleosporales; Pleosporaceae
Exons: 1
Coding region: 167-571 (134 amino acids)
Source: RefSeq, a predicted model, not a curated record
AGGAACCUCGUGUUCUCGGUUAUUGAGAUCGCACCGGAGGCGUCCAUUGCCGGCGAAGUUUGCGGGGCGCGCUCCGUUUGGCCUGGGACGUUUAUCGGCGACCCUGAAUCGUUAGCUGAUCUAGCCACGCUCAUGAUGAAGAUCUUAGUCGAUCUCGCGAAGCUGUAUGCCAUCACAGUAUCGAUACCUAAGUUCUUGGUUCUGUAUACCUGGAACCCAAGGCAGCAAGUGCAAAUCGGCCAGGACCAUUCGACUCGAAACGCCGGGUUGCCCAGAUGUCGAUGAUCGCCUGGACCCGCCUAACGCAUGUCGUAAAUCUUCCCGACUUCUCCAGGCGAUCAGCGACAAGGCCUUCCGCGAUUCUACUGCGGUCUUAUUAGGGACAUCAUAUCCACUCCACAGAUCUUGUUGCACUGUGAUGAGGGAUUCUGAGUUUUCGCUCGGAAACAAAGGUCCGAUCUUGGUAAUCUUGUCUAGGCCACUCAGUGCGCGUUUCAUUCGUAGCCCUGUUCCCUGCGAUCGGAGCUUGCUAAAACUCCGACGUUCAUCCAGAACCAGUGUACCCUGUUAGGAGGUGCCCGGACCUUUGCAAGCUGACGCCGCCUCGAGGUUGAACGGACUGGAAAUCAUUCGCGCAAAAGCGCCUUGGAAGGCACGAGGCACGUGGUAUACGGUACGCCAUACCACGCCAAAC